Messenger RNA from Nylanderia fulva, 1038 nucleotides. RefSeq lists its product as uncharacterized. The record is from RefSeq and is a predicted model, not a curated record. NCBI's taxonomy places the organism in Eukaryota, Metazoa, Arthropoda, Insecta, Hymenoptera, Formicidae.
CAUCCAGACCUUUGGCGAUCUGUCUAUUAAUCUGUGACGUUAUAUAACCUCAAUACGAGGUUGAAGACGUUAUUUCACCAACCGGUGAUCAAAUUUGAAAAACCCUCACUUGUAUCACUAAUCUGAUAUUAAUCCAGUAUUACAAAAAAGUAGAAAGUAAGCAACAGUGAAAUUACAAUAAAAUGCAAAAUGAAGAGAUAAUACAAUUGCGUGGACUGAAGAAGAAACUUGUAGAAAAAGCGAUUGAAUUAAAAAAUAAGCUAAAAGAUCAUGAGAAUGGCAGAUAUUCAUUAAUUAAUACCAAAAUCACAUUGCCUGCUGAUAAUGAAGAUCACAAACCUUCGAAAUCGCAAUCUGACAAGUACAGAAUUAAAUUGUGCGAGAUUGCUGGUCAGGUAACAGGAAUAACAUUUAAAGAGGUCCAUAAAAGAUGGUCACAGGAUGAUACUUUCAUUUAUACAGCUAAAGUAGUGACAAAAACAAUUUCCUUCUGUCUUGAAUUGACAGUAGAUUCCAUGCAUCUAGAUGAUCUUAAAAUCAACAAUAUAAUGUGCCAUUUUACAGACAUCGAUAAUUGUUACCUAUUUGAAAUAUUUCCAUGGUUCGAUAAGAUGACAAAGAUGAAAAAUUUUUCUCUUCUUAUGUCUGCAUUUUCCGAUUACAAUAAAAAUCAUAUUGUCAGAUCUAAGAUUGUAGACAAUUUAGAAUCGAAGAAAUAUGCAACUAUAGAAGAAAAUACUCAGGAAAAUGGAGGUAUAUUAUUGCAUAUGUAUUCACCCACUAAUACAAAAGAAAAUUAUAUAAUAUUUCAAUGGACACUGAAAUUUAUGGAGCCUACAUGGCGCAUUGAACAUUUCUUUACAGUAAAAUCCACAGAAAUAGGAAUAAAAUUUUCCGAAGAAAAUCGAACCUUAUUAAAAGAAUUUUGUGAUAUUGGCUUGACAAAGGAUAAACUUAACCAACUAUGGCAUAGAUUGUGCAGUGCCAUUGAUAUUUAUGCUAAAGAUAUAAAUAUAUAAUAAAAUUUAUUUCUCGAAA